UUCCGUGAGAGGCCUUGCCGAGCCUGGGGGCUAACCAGGGAGGGCAGUCCGUAGAGAAGAAGUUAGCGUGUAAAACUGUUGGUUUCUACGCAACUGCGGUUUUAUUAUCAUCAUUUCAAAUGCUUUACUUGAAAAUAAGAUAAAAAAGUUUGAUCCUGUGCUUGGAUGCAGGUACCUGUCUGUUGCAGGCACUGACAGCUGUCAGAAGGUGGCUCCAAAUCACGCUUCUGUUUAGGGAAUUGCUGUAUACAAAUUACCUCAGCUUUUUGAUAAGCAGACAUGGCUGUCACGCUGCAUACUGAUGUAGGAGAUAUUAAAAUUGAACUAUUCUGUGAGCGUACGCCAAAGACUUGCGAAAAUUUCCUGGCUCUUUGUGCUAGUAACUACUACAAUGGCUGCGUAUUUCACCGGAAUAUAAAGGGCUUCAUGGUUCAGACAGGGGAUCCACUAGGCACUGGGAAAGGAGGUAACAGCAUCUGGGGCAAGAAGUUUGAAGAUGAAUUCAGUGAAUACCUAAAGCACAGUGUCCGUGGAGUAGUUUCAAUGGCAAACAAUGGUCCGAAUACCAAUGGAUCGCAGUUCUUCAUCACUUACGGCAAGCAACCGCACCUAGACAUGAAGUACACUGUCUUUGGGAAAGUUAUUGAUGGCUUGGAGACCCUGGAUGAGCUGGAGAAGCUGCCUGUGAAUGAGAAAACCUACCGACCUCUUAAUGAUGUUCACAUUAAAGAUACUACAAUUCAUGCCAACCCUUUUGCUUUGUAGCCACAGAAUGCCUCAACACAUUCUUUGGAGACUGGUCAGAUCGGCUGCUGGAUUAUGGGGUUUAAAGUGUUAUUAAGAAGGGUUACUUGAGCUGGAUCAUACUUUGCUCAUUGAAUGCAGGAUUUUCAGGAGUUAUGACAUUGUUUGGGAGUUGGUACAGGGAAGUCUUGUGCUUUAGAAGCCAGUUUUUCCAGAGUAUCUUCUGGGGUUUUUAUUUUUAAACAUUGCUUUUUAUACUUGUAAAAUAAGAAAAGACUUUUAAAAAUAUUUUUUUGCAAAUCUUUGUUUCCUGCCUUAUCUUUCCUAGUGAUACUAUGUUAAAUCAAUGUCCUUUGCUGCAAUUUCAUACUACCAGUUUUCUGAAACUUUCCCAUGUGACUUCUAACCUAAGGAUACUUCACUGAUUUUUAGAAAAUUGAGUAGGAUAGGCAGUUUUUUCCCCUAGGUGAGACAAGUGUCAUAGGGAGAUGAAACCUUUCUCUCCUAGAGGAUUAAAGACUGUAUUUAGAGGAGUGCUUGCUCCUGCACUGCUGUGUUGGAAUAAUAACCUCUUCAGCCUCCACAAAACAAUCACUUCUGCCUCUGGCACAAUGCUUUUGGUAUGAAAGAGUAAGUGUUUGUGUCUUUAUAUAGCUGUUGAUUGAAACUAGGUAACCAUGGAUUUACUGUAACUCGUUUUUCAUCACUUUAUUGCACAAACAGUCAGGGGUAAACAUAACAAAGAGUAGUGACAAAAAGACUGUGGUCAGACUUCUAACCAAGAAUAUCAUAAUACACCCAAAAUAAUAAAAGAUACUGUCGCCAAGAUGGUGUUGAACAAGUAAGAGAGCGCUGCUGUUUGGUCUUGUUUGAGACCAAAUGUUGGACUCAAAGCCUGCAAGAGGGUACAGAGAUAUUUGAAUACUGACUGGUCAAGAGGAAAAAUAAAAUACAUGCAUACAUAUGCAUGUGUGUAUAUAUAUAUAUUGCUGAUCCUAUGCUCAAGUCACUUAGUAUAGUAAGCAUAAAAUAAAGUGACUUAAGCAGGGAAGAGAGUGAUUUGUACACAUCAAAAAAGCAGUUCUCCACCGUGGGCAUACUGGGAAAAGCAGAAUGUUCUACUCUUCCUUGAAAUCUCCUUGUAGAGUUAAAAAAUGCAUUUUGUCAUCAGUUUGGUUUCACGAAGCAGGAAGAAACCAACUCAUUUCCACAGAGGUUCAUUUUCUGACUUUAUAGGCAUGAGGGUAUAUUUCUAAUUCCAGCUGUGCAUGAGAGACCUGGACAGGAGAGAAUGCCCACAGCUCCUGCAUCCAGCUCCUACUGUUCUGGACUUCUUCCCCCAAUCCUCCUUGGACUCAGUCAGUAUCUCUUAAAAAAAAGAAGUCCAUUCUCAUGUAUGUGCCUUGUAAUCCUUGGGGGGUCCAGGUCCAGCUGACUUGCAGGCUGCUUCAGACCAGUAUUUCCCACUUUGAGAUUUUGCCUCUUAAAAUAAAGAGGAGAAGUUAUUUGCAAGAGAAAGGCAAAGGUAUGCCAGGUACAGAUCCCUGAGGUGUUAAUGAGGAGGUUAAUCAGUACCCUCUCUCUGAGACAAAGUUUCUGUAUUCUGUAUGGGGUGUUGCUUAAAGCUCCUAGCCCUUGCUCCAGAUUUAAU
This is a messenger RNA of Egretta garzetta (little egret), 2395 nucleotides long. RefSeq names its product peptidylprolyl isomerase like 3 (gene PPIL3). Gene Ontology annotation, cellular component: catalytic step 2 spliceosome. Gene Ontology annotation, biological process: protein folding; protein peptidyl-prolyl isomerization. Gene Ontology annotation, molecular function: peptidyl-prolyl cis-trans isomerase activity. Bases 280 to 765 code for a protein of 161 amino acids. Lineage: Eukaryota; Metazoa; Chordata; Aves; Pelecaniformes; Ardeidae. The transcript has 7 exons. The record is from RefSeq and is a predicted model, not a curated record.